AUGGAUCACACCCAACAAACAAGCAGGCUCCUUCAGCUCCCAAAAUUUAUCCUCUCACAUAUUCUCUCCGAAGUUGCUGCGUUCUCUAUGUCAACGCUCCGCACCGUCAUGGAGACCUCACCGGUUUUGGCAAAAGCAGCGGCAGACGCACGAGUGUACAAGGCAAUAAACAUGAGGAUACUUGCGCUCCAUCCUUUGACAACAGUGCACAUGUACAAGGACAUCAUGGAAAGAGCUCUUGCAAGCGGCAACGUGGAAGCACAUUACAUCAAGGCUAUAGUCGAGUACUUCCACAACGACAACCAAGAGGCCGGACUACAUUUUCUCAAAGUUGCGGCACAAGGAUCCUACACGGACGGGAUAUACCUAUAUGGGAUUAUAUUGUGCUGCAGGGGCCAAAUGGAGGAGGGGACAGCUUACUUGGACUCACUCGGAUGGAGAGAGAACAUGGCAAAGGGUGAUCGAACGUGGAAAAGUAUCAAAAGGACAUUGCAUGGAGUGCAAGUCCGAGAACUGCCGAUCUACAAGGAAACACUGUAUGAAAUAGGACUCACACUUACGUGUGAGGAAGAAGACAUCCGUAUCAGAUGUGAUGACUGCUAUUACUUCAAACAGAUGGCGAAAUUUGUUUUCAUGAUUUAA
Molecule: messenger RNA, 642 nt
Organism: Microthlaspi erraticum
Lineage: Eukaryota; Viridiplantae; Streptophyta; Magnoliopsida; Brassicales; Brassicaceae
Source: the annotation of a GenBank genome assembly